AUGUCAGCCAAGUCUAUUCUCGAGGCCGACGGCAAGGCCAUUCUCAACUACCACCUUACUCGGGCUCCCGUCAUCAAGCCCACUCCCCUGCCUGCCUCCUCUACACACAACCCUCCCGCUCGUCUCGCCUCUCUUCACUUCCCCGAGGACAAGGCCGUUAAGGAUGUCCUUGACCAGGCCGAGGUCACCUACCCGUGGCUCUUGGUCCCCGGCUCCAAGUUCGUUGCGAAGCCCGAUCAAUUGAUCAAGCGCCGCGGUAAGAGCGGUCUUCUCGCUCUGAACAAGACCUGGGCUGAGGCUCGUGAGUGGAUUGAGGCUCGUGCCGCCAAGGACGUCCAAGUCGAGACUGUCACUGGUGUCUUGCGUCAAUUCCUCGUCGAGCCCUUCGUGCCUCACCCCCAGGAGACUGAGUACUACAUUAACAUCCACUCCGUCCGUGAGGGUGACUGGAUCCUCUUCACUCACGAGGGUGGUGUUGAUGUCGGUGAUGUUGACGCCAAGGCUGAGAAGCUUCUCAUCCCCGUCAACCUGAAGAACUACCCCUCCAACGAGGAGAUCGCCUCCACCCUGCUGGCCAAGGUGCCCAAGGGUGUUCACAACGUCCUGGUGGACUUCAUCUCCCGCCUGUACGCCGUCUACGUUGACUGCCAGUUCACCUAUCUCGAGAUCAACCCUCUCGUUGUCAUCCCCAACGCCGAUGCCACCUCCGCCGAGGUUCACUUCCUUGACCUCGCGGCCAAGAUCGAUCAGACCGCUGAGUUCGAGUGCGGUACCAAGUGGGCCAUUGCCCGUAGCCCCGCCGCUCUGGGCCUGCCCACUCUGCCCUCCGCCGACGGCAAGGUCAACAUUGACGCUGGCCCGCCCAUGGAGUUCCCCGCCCCCUUCGGCCGUGAGCUGAGCAAGGAGGAGAAGUUCAUCUCCGACAUGGACGCCAAGACCGGUGCUUCCCUCAAGCUGACCGUCCUCAACGCCAACGGUCGUGUCUGGACCCUCGUUGCUGGUGGUGGUGCCUCUGUCGUCUACGCCGACGCCAUUGCCUCCGCUGGCUUCGUCAGCGAGCUCGCCAACUACGGUGAGUACUCCGGUGCUCCCACCGAGACUCAAACCUACAACUACGCCCGCACCGUCCUUGACCUGAUGCUGCGCGCCCCCAUCCACCCCGAGGGCAAGAUCCUCUUCAUUGGUGGUGGUAUUGCCAACUUCACCAACGUUGCCAGCACUUUCAAGGGUGUCAUCCGCGCCAUUCGCGAUGUCGCCCCUGUCCUCCUUGAGCACAAGGUCCAGAUCUGGGUCCGCCGCGCCGGCCCCAACUACCAGGAGGGUCUGAAGAACAUCAAGUCCGCCGGUGUCGAGCUUGGUCUGGACAUGCACGUCUACGGCCCCGAGAUGCACGUCAGCGGCAUUGUGCCUCUGGCCCUGCAGGGCAAGAAGACCGAUGUCAAGGAAUUUGGCGCAUAA
Penicillium maclennaniae is the source of this 1458-nucleotide messenger RNA. It is a transcript of the gene aclA, whose product is annotated as putative ATP citrate lyase subunit (Acl). Bases 1 to 1458 code for a protein of 485 amino acids. Gene Ontology annotation, cellular component: succinate-CoA ligase complex. Lineage: Eukaryota; Fungi; Ascomycota; Eurotiomycetes; Eurotiales; Aspergillaceae. Gene Ontology annotation, biological process: tricarboxylic acid cycle; succinyl-CoA metabolic process. The transcript is spliced from 2 exons. The record is from RefSeq and is a predicted model, not a curated record. Gene Ontology annotation, molecular function: succinate-CoA ligase (ADP-forming) activity.